AUGGGGGACUCCAAGGAGGCUGGGGCCGAGUCGCCGCCGGCCGGGGCCGCUGCUCGGGGAGGGCUCAGCCUCCUGUCCCAGGGAGAACCCGAGGAAUCUUCAGCACAGGGAUCAGCUUUAUUUCUUGGAGGCAAUGAAGUGAAGAGCCGAGCUGUGGUGAAAUACUCUUCUGCCCCUCCUCGAACAGCAUUUGCACGCCUUGAAGAGAAAACAGACUUGAAACUCCCACCUGCCAACUGGUUGCGAGAGAGUGCCAAACUAGGGCCGGCAGGAACUACCAUUCUUGGCAAUAGUAAGAAAAGCAAGCCAUUUUCAAGCUUUGGAAUGGCGUACGACUUUAUUGAUUCUGUGGGAAAUGAUGUGGAUGUCGUUUCUGACUCUGAAAACAUAAAAAAGCUCCUGAAGAUUCCCUACAGCAAAUCCCACGUGAGCAUGGCUGUACAUCGCAUCGGAAGGACUCUCUUGUUAGACGAGUUAGAUAUUCAAGAGCUCUUUAUGAGAUCGUCUCAGACUGGUGACUGGACGUGGCUGAAGGAGUUUUAUCAGAGACUUAUCGAUCAGAAGUGGCAGAGGAAGAAAAAGAGCAAAGAGCACUGGUAUCAGAAGGCUAUUCUUUCCAAGUUUUUAUAUUACAGUAUCAAUGGCGAUGGAGCUGCUCAGCCCGUCCCCUCUGCUGCGGAACAGCAGGGACCGUCCAGUUCAGAUCAGGCCACUGACUCCGAUGGGGCUUCCUGGCCCGCCCCCUUUGAAAUGCCUUCUUCAGUCUCUGAGGAUCCCAGUGCUUCCAGUCAGGGAAGUGAGCCUCUUGAGCCCUCAUACAUAGUGGGGCAUGUGGCCUCAGCACCCAAAGAACAAAACCUGACUACUUUAUUCAAUGACGGGGAGAACAGUCAGGGUCUUAAAAACGAUUUCGUUCGGAACAUCUUAUGGACAUUUGAAGAUAUACAUAUGUUAGUUGGCUCCAACAUGCCUAUAUUUGGAGGAGGCAGAUACCCAGCAGUCAGCCUACGUCUCAGGGACAACAACAAGCCGAUUAAUGUGCUUACUGGAAUUGACUAUUGGUUGGACAACUUGAUCUGCAACGUACCAGAGCUUGUGAUGUGUUUCCAUGUAAAUGGAAUUGUACAGAAAUAUGAAAUGAUAAAAACAGAAGAGAUUCCCAAUUUGGAAAACUCGAACUUCUCUACGAAGGUCAUAAAAGACAUUGCACAGAAUAUUUUAUCGUUUCUGAAAUCUAAUUGUACCAAAGAAGGACAUACCUAUUGGCUGUUUAAAGCAAGUGGGAGUGAUAUAGUGAAGCUCUAUGAUCUCACUACUCUUUGUGAAGAAACCGAAGACAAGUACCAAAAUCCGUUCACAAUGCCGGUGGCUAUUCUCUUAUAUAAGGUUGCUUGCAACAUGAUGAUGAAGAAGAAUCAAAAUAAGAAACACUACGGAACUAUUAGAACAUUGCUUCUUAAUUGUGUUAAGUUGUUGGACAAAAGCAGACAUCCUCAAAUUAUUGCUUCAGCCAAUUACAUGCUUUCAGAACUUUUUCAAUUAGAUGAACCUAAAAAAGAAGAAAGUUCAGAAUCUCCUUUAAAUGAAAAUUCUGAUGAAAGUUACAGUGAAGAGGAGGAAGAGCUGGCAGACAGCGAUGAAAAUGGAUCCUAUGGCACCGGUUCUGAUCCAUCAGAUGAUAACAAAGCAGUAGCUAUCAUUAAGUCUGUUGGAGAAUUGUCAGUUCCGGAGAAAUACAAAUCCAUUCAUCAAAUCCGACCCAGUUGCACCUUUCCGGUUUGCCAUGACACCGAGGAGCGCUGUAGACUUGUGCUCAGCUAUGUUCUGGAGGGGCUAAAAUCUGUGGAUAGCAGCAUUAAAAAAGAAAGCGACCUUCCUGCAGCUGACCCCAACACCCCGAUCCCAUUAAAAUAUGAAGAUGAGUCCACAAGGGGGGGUCCUGAGGGUCUGGAGAAGCAGAUGGCCUUGUUUUUGGACAAAAUGGGCUCCCUUCAGAAGGGUAAUUAUUCCAGUCAAUCUGGAAUGAUCCCUGGUUCUUGGCAACAUAAAAUGAAACUCCAGCUGAUUCUCAAGUCAUCAAAGGCCUAUUAUGUUUUGUCUGAUGCUGCCAUGAGUCUUCAGAAAUACGGAAGAGCGUUACGAUACAUUAAAUUAGCUUUGCAGAGCCACGAUACUUACUGCUGCCUCUGCACCAAUAUGCUUUCUGAAGUGCUGCUGUUUCUUUCUCAAUAUUUGACGCUCUGCGGUGAUAUCCAACUAAUGCUGGCCCAGAACGCAAACAACAGAGCCGCACAUCUUGAGGAGUUUAAUUAUCAAACAAAAGAAGACCAGGAGAUCCUGCACAGCCUCCACAGGGAGUCCCCGUGUCAAGGAUUUGCAUGGGCAACUGAUUUGUCUACAGACUUAGAGAGUCAGCUUUCAGUUAGUUGUAAGUGUUACGAAGCUGCUAAUGAAAUCUUGCAAUUUAGUGACUUAAAAAGCCAAAACCCAGAACACUAUGUACAAGUAUUGAAGAGAAUGGGUAAUAUCAGAAAUGAAAUCGGUGUGUUUUACAUGAAUCAGGCAGCUGCACUGCAGAGUGAGAGAGUAGUGAGCAAGAGUGUGUCUACUGCGGAGCAGCAGCUGUGGAAAAAAAGCUUUUCUUGUUUUGAAAAAGGAAUUCACAACUUCGAGUCAAUCGAUGAUGCUACAAACGCUGCCCUUUUGUUGUGCAACACGGGGAGACUCAUGCGAAUUUGUGCGCAGGCGCACUGCGGUGCCGGUGAUGAAUUUAAGCGGGAGUUUUCACCGGAAGAAGGCUUGUAUUAUAAUAAGGCUGUUGAUUACUAUUUGAAAGCGCUAAGGUCCCUGGGAACGCGAGACCUACACCCAGCUGUUUGGGAUUCAGUGAAUUGGGAACUGUCCACUACUUACUUUACUAUGGCAACUCUCCAGCAAGACUACGCGCCAUUAUCUAGAAAAGCUCAAGAGCAGAUCGAAAAAGAAGUCAGUGAGGCUAUGAUGAAGUCCCUGAAACACUGUGACGUGGACUCCGUGUCCGCUCGACAGCCUCUUUGUCAGUAUCGAGCUGCGACCAUCCAUCACAGGCUGGCGUCCAUGUACCACAGUUGUCUGAGAAAUCAGGUUGGUGAUGAACAUCUUAGGAAGCAGCACCGGGUGCUCGCAGAUCUUCAUUAUAGCAAAGCUGUUAAGCUUUUUCAGCUUCUGAAAGAUGCUCCUUGUGAACUACUUAGAGUGCAGUUAGAAAGAGUGGCGUUUGCAGAGUUUCAGAUGACCAGUCAGAAUAGCAACGUUGGAAAAUUGAAAACACUAUCUGGGGCUCUUGAUAUAAUGGUGAGAACUAAACACGCAUUCCAGCUCAUCAGAAAGGAGCUUGUAGAGGAAUUUGACCAGCCGAAGAGUGACGAGAGCGCUCCAGCCGCUGAUCCUUCGCCUGGUCUCAGUCGAGAAGAAGUGAUCAAGCUCCUCAGUAUAUUUGAAUCUCGGUUGUCAUUCCUUCUCCUUCAGUCCAUCAAACUGCUGUCUUCAACUAAGAAGAAAAUGAGUAAUACUGAAGAGGAUGUAGUCCUCAAAACCAACAAGCAGAUUUACUCCCAGCUUUUGAGAGCUACCGCUAACAGAAAUUCCACUCUUCUGGAAAGGAUCGACGUCCUCAUCCAGUUGCUGGAUCAGCUUGCUCGCGGCGGCAGUGGCGGCCAGUGA
Puma concolor (puma) is the source of this 3702-nucleotide messenger RNA. RefSeq names its product erythroid differentiation regulatory factor 1 (gene EDRF1). NCBI's taxonomy places the organism in Eukaryota, Metazoa, Chordata, Mammalia, Carnivora, Felidae. The record is from RefSeq and is a predicted model, not a curated record. Gene Ontology annotation, biological process: positive regulation of DNA-templated transcription.